Molecule: messenger RNA, 1944 nt
Organism: Coccidioides posadasii C735 delta SOWgp
Lineage: Eukaryota; Fungi; Ascomycota; Eurotiomycetes; Onygenales; Onygenaceae
Gene: MUS81
Product: Crossover junction endonuclease mus81
Biological process (GO): DNA catabolic process; double-strand break repair via break-induced replication; resolution of meiotic recombination intermediates
Cellular component (GO): Holliday junction resolvase complex; nucleus
Molecular function (GO): DNA binding; crossover junction DNA endonuclease activity; 3'-flap endonuclease activity
Source: RefSeq, a predicted model, not a curated record
AUGGCCGACUACUCAUGCGCAAACCCUCUCCUCCUAAGAUGGAUCAAAGAAUGGCUGGAUGAGGCUCGAGAACGAAGCUCAAAGGGGUUCACUGUGUAUAAGAAGGCCUAUGAUUCUAUGAAGGCAUGCCCGCUAACCUUCAGCCACCCUUUAGAAGCGCAGCAGUUGAAUGGCCUUGGGCCGAAACUAUGCGAGCGCCUAACAGUCAAGCUACAAGAUUACUGCCGGGAUAAUGGGCUUCCUAUGCCCGAGGUUCCACAUACCGUAGAGAAGGCGAAGGGCAAGAGAAAGACUCCUGAGGUCGGUGGAUGCCCAGAAGUUCUACCAACGAAGCGGGCAAGGAAGCCCAGGACUUAUAUCCCUACACUCCGCUCUGGUCCCUACGCGUUAUUGCUGGCGCUCGCGACUCUCGAAGAGAAGUCAUCUAUCGGCGCGACAAAGGCGCAGCUAAUAGAAGCGGCUCAGCCGCACUGCGACACAUCUUUCACCGCUCCGUCCGAUCCGACAAAGUUUUAUACCGCGUGGAAUUCUAUGAAAACUCUCGUGACAAAGGAUCUUGUUUACGAGCACGGUCGGCCAUUGAAAAGAUAUCUUCUAACGGACCAAGGCAGGGAAACUGCAAGAUUAAUUCAGAAUACUCAGAAAUCAGAAAAUAUUGGCCCAGGGCCUGGUAAUUCCGUCGCCAGUAGCCGCCGAUUCGGCCAGGAAAUCGUCAACGCAACUCAAGACUCGCUCCGAGAACCACAGCAUGGGAUGCUCCUGUAUUCAUCGAAAUCUCGUGAAAACGCGCCGUAUUUCCAGCUCUCAAACAUAAUUGACCUGGAUAAUUUUAAUGAUAUCCCAGACGUAUCUAGUGCUGGACAAUACAAGCGGACUACGGCUGGUGCCGGGCUGAGCGGUUCCAAUAGACCGCAACAUAUACCAUCCUUUACUUCUACUUCGCCAAUUCCCCUUUCGUCGCAAAAUUUUACCGUUGAGCUGGUCCUUGAUGUUCGAGAAAUUCGUACCCCCAGGGACAGAGAUUACAUUUCCAAUGAGCUGAUUAGAAGAGGCGUGGAACCUAUCGUCCGCUCCCUGGAAUUGGGAGACGCCUUGUGGGUCGCCAAGUUCAAAGAUCCAAAUUUCUUAGCACAAUAUGGCGAAGAAGGCGACGAGAUCAUGCUAGACUGGAUUGUCGAGAGAAAGCGCCUCGAUGACCUUGUUAGCAGUAUCAGGGAUGGCCGAUUUCACGAGCAGAAGUUUCGCUUGCGUCGAUCAGGGGUCAAGAACGUGAUAUACCUAGUCGAGGAAUUUGUCGUGGGUGACCCUUCAAACGCGAGCGCGGCCAGUGUCCAUGAAGCCGUCACAUCAGCCAUAGCUUCGACGCAGGUUGUGAAUGGAUAUUUCGUCAAAAAGACACGUAACCUAGACGACACGAUCAGAUACCUUGCGCGAAUGACGUCGCUGCUGAGAAAAAUGUUCAGCGAUCCAUGUGACACCAGCAAUUCUUCAGGCUUUACACAUUCUUCCAUUUCCCUCAUUCCGACGCAUGGUAUAACUACGGCCUCAUCUUAUCUCGAAACGCUUGGCCGCCUACGCGCAAAGGAAGAUGAAGCUGUACGUGUCAGCGUAGGUGGAAACACGUCGACGAUAUAUGGCCUUACCUUUCCAACCUUCUCCGCUCUCUCUUCUAAAUCCGAUAUGUUGACUCUCCGUGACCUAUUUCUCAAAAUGCUUAUGUGCACCCGCGGUGUGACCGGCGAGAAAGCGUUGGAGAUUCAACGGCGGUGGCCAACUCCACGGCAGUUUGUUGAAGCGUUUGAGGCUGUGGAUACCGGCGAUGCGGAAGGUAAGAAGAGAGUGGAGGAAAUGCUAUUUUCAAAGAUGGGAAACCUAGUUGGGAGGAAGAAAGUGGGAAAAGCUUUGAGUAAGAGGAUCUCGGAGGUUUGGGCGCGACAGAAAUAA